Phyllostomus discolor (pale spear-nosed bat) is the source of this 3239-nucleotide messenger RNA. RefSeq names its product aspartyl-tRNA synthetase 2, mitochondrial (gene DARS2). The transcript is spliced from 17 exons. Bases 643 to 2613 code for a protein of 656 amino acids. Gene Ontology annotation, biological process: aspartyl-tRNA aminoacylation. Lineage: Eukaryota; Metazoa; Chordata; Mammalia; Chiroptera; Phyllostomidae. Gene Ontology annotation, cellular component: cytoplasm; mitochondrion. Gene Ontology annotation, molecular function: nucleic acid binding; aspartate-tRNA ligase activity; ATP binding. The record is from RefSeq and is a predicted model, not a curated record.
AACUUCCGGCCGCACUGAGCAUGGCGGCAGCUCCUCUGCGCUGAUUGGUUGCUUGUGCUUACCGUAAUCUUGGGCACUCGCUGGGCGCUUGGAGCAGCACUUGGCACCCCCUGAGCAAUCUGCAAGUGGGUUCGGACCCUCAGAAAGUUUACGAUUUGCACUCUUCCUCGUCUUGAACAUCGGAGGUCGGCGCCAGGAGAUUUGAAACGCGAGGCUGAGUUCUCCCUGUUUUCCGUUUCUCCGGCAGGAACCUUCGGGGAAGCGUGGAAGGAAGGGAAAGGCAGGGCUCGCGUGAUGACCGGCCAGUUCCGUCUCUGCGUGUUCGCGGGAUCACGCCUUGCGCUGCUGUGUGGACUCGCACAUCUGGCCGCAGUUGUGUUUGUUAAUGCAAGCGGAUACUGAUGCGUGCUGAGGGGGCAGACGUCUUUCUUCUACCCACUCUCCAAGGGCCCCAAAGACCUUGCAGAUCGAUCUAGUGCCUAGACACGUGUUCGCUGGCGAAGGGGUUAAAUAUUGGAGCAGAGACUGGAACUCCUAGCAUUUUAAGGGAUUCGUGUGUAUUUACAAAAAUGAUUGUUGACCACCACGCGACACCGGCAGUGUGGGAUUCGUAAGCGUCUCUCGCCCUCCUGCAGCUCCAACAUGUUCUCCAGUCGGUUAGCUCGGCUAAAUAGGGGUGUAGCCACACCCACCGGAAGGAUCGCCCAGCUGAUCUGGAGGUCUCUCUCCAGAAGUCUGACACUGAGUUCACAGCGGAGAGUUCCAGGUGAAAGCAAUCUCAGUAGCUUUGUCACCCGGACCAACACAUGUGGAGAGUUGCGUUCUUCUCACUUGGGCCAGGAAGUCACCGUGUGUGGAUGGAUUCAGUACCGAAGGCAAAACAUCUUCCUGGUCCUAAGAGAUUUCCAGGGACUUGUUCAAGUUGUCAUUCCCCAGGAUGAGUUGGCUGCUUCCGUGAAGAAGAUUUUAUGUGAUGCGCCCGUGGAGUCUGUGGUGCGGGUAUCCGGGACCGUCAUUUCCCGGCCCCCGGGACAAGAGAACCCAAAAAUGCCAACCGGUGAGAUUGAAAUCAAGGUUAAAACAGCCGAACUUCUGAAUUCCUGCAAGAAGCUGCCCUUUGAAAUUAAGGACUUUGUGAAGAAAACCGAGGCUCUUCGUUUGCAGUAUCGCUACCUGGACCUGCGUAGUUCCCAAAUGCAGCAUAACCUGCGGCUGAGGUCCCAGAUGGUCAUGAGAAUGCGGGAGUUUCUCUGUCAUCGACACGGGUUUGUGGAUGUGGAAACUCCGACCUUGUUUAAGAGGACUCCAGGGGGUGCAAAAGAGUUUGUAAUCCCAUCCAGGGAACCUGGAAAAUUCUAUUCUCUCCCUCAGAGCCCACAACAGUUUAAACAGCUCCUGAUGGUUGGUGGUUUGGACAGGUACUUCCAGGUUGCCAGGUGCUACCGAGAUGAAGGCUCGCGGCCGGACAGGCAGCCCGAGUUCACUCAGGUUGACAUAGAGAUGUCUUUUGUAGACCAGACCGGGAUCCAGAGUCUGGUGGAGGGUCUGCUGCAGUACGCCUGGCCCAAAGACAAAGGACCGCUGGGCGUCCCUUUUCCCUCUGUGACUUUCGCCGAGGCGCUGGCCAGCUACGGGACAGACAAGCCCGACACCCGCUUCGGGAUGGAGAUUGUAGACGUCAGUGACGUGUUCAGAAACACAGAGGUCAGAUUUCUUCAAGACGCACUCAGUAAACCCCAAGGAGCCGUCAAAGCCAUACGUGUCCCUGAAGGAGCAAAAUACUUAAAACGGAAAGACAUUGAGUCCAUUAGGAAAUUUGCAGCUGACCAUUGCGAUCAGGAAGUCUUACCCGUGGCCCUGAAAGCCAGUCAGGACUGGAAUACGCCAGUUGCCAAGUUAGUGAUGGAGGAACAGGGACGGGGCCUGGCCAGGCACCUGGAGGCCCAGGAGGAGGAUGUGGUCCUGCUCACGGCCGGGGAGCACAGGAGGGCGUGCUCUUUGCUGGGAAAAUUACGCCUGGAAUGUGCCGACCUUCUGGAAGCAAGAGGAGUGGCACUCCGUGACCCGAACCUGUUCUCCUUCCUUUGGGUGGUGGACUUCCCACUGUUCCUUCCCAAGGAAGAACAUCCCGGAGAACUGGAGUCUGCCCACCACCCGUUCACAGCUCCCCACCCCAGUGACAUCCACCUCCUGCACACCGAGCCCGAAAAGGUCCGCAGCCAACACUACGACUUGGUUUUAAAUGGCCACGAGAUAGGAGGUGGUUCUAUCCGAAUUCACGAUGCUCAGCUCCAGCGCUACAUCCUGGAAACGUUACUGAAGGAAGAUGUGACGUUGCUGUCCCACCUGCUCCAGGCUUUAGACUCCGGGGCGCCCCCUCAUGGAGGAAUCGCCUUAGGGUUGGACAGACUGAUGUGCAUCGUCACUGGAGCACCCAGCAUCCGGGAUGUCAUAGCCUUCCCCAAAUCCUUCCGGGGGCACGACCUCAUGGGCAACGCCCCCGAUGUCCUCCCGCCCGAGGACCUGAAGCCCUAUCACAUCCAGGUCUCCUGGCCGACAGACUCAGAGGCGGAGAAGAACUCUUUGACUCAUCCACACCGUCCAGAAAGCUGAGCUUCUAAGUUUCAUCCUCUUUGCUCCCUCGAGGCUAAAAUCAGACCCAGGUUCACAGAUCUGAUCUAUCUUUAGGUGCAAGGGCUCCAGGCUACCUUCUUCACCGCAAAGAGACACACGGAAGGUAGCCAGCCUCGCACUUGGUAACGUGCAUUAUUAGGAUUUUUUUUGAGGUUUCUCUUUCAUGCAGAGAGGCAUGAGAGAAGGCUCUCUGUGGAAUGACGUAAUGGCUGUUUCUUAGUCACAGUUUUCAUGCCUGGAGAUUAGACUGUUCACUCGGAACAGGAGGAAUCCAGUCGUGUGUGGAAUGUGAGAGAUGUGCCCCCUGAGACUGGUGAGUUGCUGCUGAGUCCGUUUAACUGGCGUCGCCAAGAGAAUCCUAUGAACUCAGCGGGGCCGUAACGUUUCAGCUCUCAACGUGACAAGGGGAGAAGCCACGUGCUGUGACACAGAACACCGCUGCAAUCAAGUCCACAAAACCCUAGUCGCUGCUGCACCCCGAGCGAGUUGCCUCAGCCCCUUGGCCUCCCUCCUGCUCAUGGGAAACGCAGGCGGUACCCACCCUGGCCACCACACCUUGCCAGGACCAGAGGAGACAACGUGUGUGCAAGAUGAUGGGAGUGAAA